AUGGAAGGAUCCGACACCACAACCCCCGUAGUGCCUCUCGGCCGCAGUGGGAGGUACGGUCGCUGCGGGUCGUGUACGUGUCCGUGUACAUGCGGCGGUGUGUUCGCCCGCUGGUGCCAGGGACCAUUCUGGUGGACCAAAUGGCUGCGGACGCGGCUCGGCAACGACGUCAGCACCAAGACGGCGGGCGCGCUUGUCGCCCUGCUGACGUUCUUCCUGGUGGGUUUCGGGGCGGCCACCGUCUUCCUUAAUUUGGAGUGCACGCGGUCUAACCCCCUGGAGAUCCUUUACACCUCGGUGGUGGCAGCGGGUCUGGUCAGUACACUUAUGCUGUUAUGGGCCGCGCUGCGAGACCCUUACUAUAAUGCCAUGGUAGAAGAAACAGAAGAAGAGGUGAAAGAGGACCGCGUGAAGUCCGUCGCGACGUUCGUCGUGCUCGUGUUGCUGGGUGUCGCCUGCGUCGUCGUGGACAUCUCCGCCAUGUACGUGUCGGGCUCCUGUGGGUAUCUGAAGGACUGGAUCCUGCCCUCAGGUCUCCACACAAGCACGGCGUUUCACGCGGUGAGGCUGGUUUUUGUGGUGGCGCAGGUCUGCUCGGUCGGGUGGCUGCACGCGACGCGGAAGUGGGCCAAGCAGACCGUCGGCGCCGCUUCCCUCACGGCGCUAAUCGUCAUGGCGGACGCGGCGUCCUGGCUGUACCAAGUGUCCGAGAGCACCGACGUCAUCUGCAACACCUCCAGCUGUUGGAGCGCCGUCGCCCCGACAACCAGCGAGCCAGUCGUAGACCGACGACGGCCGCGGGACUUUCACGGGAAAGCAGCAGUGGUUUGGUUUGCUCUUCUUGUCGUCAUGUGUGUCUUCUCGGUGGCGCUCUUCAUAGUCACGCAACAAGCCCUGCCACCGGCCGCCGAGACUACAACAGCGCCGAGAUGGCAGACGACGACACCGAGAUGGCAGACGACGACACCGAGAUGGCAGACGACGACACCUCCAACUACAGCCGCGCCAAAAUACGCGGACUAUCAAGCCGUCCUUACCUACCAAGGGUUCAAAGUCGCGUACGUUUUCAUCUUCGCCCUGACAGCGCUUUCGGCUGAGGCCAGGAGCAGCUCCGCCGGCCGGCUGGACUACAGGCCACACGCUGCCGACAUCGCGCUACUGGUCCUCGGCGCGAUCGGCACGUCUGCCUUCCACUUGCUGUCGUUCUUCGCGCUCGCGAGAUCGGAAAGCGUAACAGGCGAGGACCUGGGGAACUCCGGCUGCCACCUGUCCGUGCCUCCAGAAGCCAGCACUUUCAUCCAUCUUCGCGCCCUUCUAGGCUUGGACGCGUCGCUGAGCACCCUUCUCAUCAUCUUCCAAACCACGUUCCUCCUCACCGCCCUGUGCAAAGCGCAGGACGGCGGAUCGCUGAACACCCGCUACAACUUGCUCGCGCUGUUCAACCUCUGCCUCUGGAUCAACGGCAGUUUCUUCGAGGUUCAGUCCGAGCCCACGACCACCUGCUGGACGAGCCCCGUGCAGCGCGUGGCCAUCGUCGGCUACUGGAACAAGCUGGUGCACCUGUUCUACCCGCUCUGCAUGCUGUACUGGCUGCUGUCGCUGGUCGCUACUCUAACCCUCCGGCUCAGGAGCGCCGUGCUGAGCCCACACCACGAGGCUGGCCGCCGGGUUCAACCAGGGACAAUCCAGCCGGCACAACGUCGACUCGAACCUCUCACGAACAGCACCACAGAUGCCAUUUUAAACUAA
This is a messenger RNA of Branchiostoma belcheri (Belcher's lancelet), 1749 nucleotides long. RefSeq lists its product as uncharacterized. The transcript has 3 exons. The coding region runs from base 1 to 1749 and encodes 582 amino acids. NCBI's taxonomy places the organism in Eukaryota, Metazoa, Chordata, Leptocardii, Amphioxiformes, Branchiostomatidae. The record is from RefSeq and is a predicted model, not a curated record.